AUGCGGCGCUUUCUAGUACUCGCCUUUCUGUUUUGCGUUCACGUGCGAGUUUGCGAGGGCGCGAACGACUUGUACGGUGCCCUAGGACUCGAACGGGGGGCGGGUGCGGGAGAUAUUAAGAAAGCGUAUCGUUCCCUAUCGCUCAUUUACCACCCAGAUAAGCAAAGAAACGUUGACGACGUCGAGAAAGCGAAGGCUGGCGAACGGUUCGUUGAGAUACAAAAGGCUUACGCAGUGUUGUCGGAUGAAGAAAGUAAACGCGUGUACGAUUUGCAGAUAUAUUUGGACGAAUCUGAAACACAAACGAAUCAAGGUGCUGGGUUCCGCGGACGUGGCACCUGGGACUCGGGAUCAACGCAAGAAGGCCUUCGACAGCAAAGCGGCUUCCAAGAGGCGGAACUGAUUGCUUCUGAAACCACUUUGUUGAACGAAAAGAACAUCGAAAAACUCGUUUUCAGGAGCCAAAAGACGUGGUUAAUACAAAUAUACGAUGAUGCGAGCGAUUCAUGCCACAGAGCGGGGCCAGUAUGGGAGCAGGCUUCGAGGAUGACCAACGGCGUGGCAAACUUUGGACGGGUAAACACUCUCACAUCGCCUCGGCUCGUGCAAUUGUUAGGGAGCAGUGGCUUAUUUUCUCGUCCCAUUCGUCGAUCAGACCUACCCGUUAUUGUUGGUGUACGUCCAAAUUGUCGGCAUUACUCUUGCAUCAAAAGAUAUCGCGGUAGUAUUAAGGUGAACUUACUCCUGUCCUUUGUCGGCAAGAAAAUGCUGACGUUACCAGAUCUUGUUGCCAUCACCCCAAACGAUGUGCAAUCGAUGACUUCCUAUGAAGAUAAGGUAAAAUUUGUGUACGUUUCUUCUAAACGACCGCCAUUGAUGGUGCGAUACUUGGCUGAAGAGUACAGCGCGGAUGUCGACGUUGUAUGGGUAGACUACGAGACUGGUGACACCAAAUUUUGGGAACAGGAUUUGGGCGUAAAGAAGGAACCCGCGAUGAUCAUCUUCAGGGAUUUCGACCGCACUGUCGUCGACAAUGUGAACUCGAAAGAUAAAAUACGGCUAACUUUAGCCCAGUAUAGAUUUCAAGUCAUUCCUAGACUAACCGCGUCCAAUGCUCAUGGAGUCGGUUGCGAGCCGGGGGGAUUGACGAGAGUGUGUUUCGUAGCGGUCGGCAGUAAAAGGAGCCCGUCUUUUGUGCGCUUAAUGCAAGAGCUUGCUAACGUUAGAAGUAGUGGUAAGUUAUCUUUGACGGAAGAUGAAGUGGCUUUCGGAUGGAUUGAUGGAUUGCGAAAUAAAAAAUUUGUCAAGACGUUUGCAAAUGGAACGCAAUUAGUCGCCCUUAUGUUUCACCGCGGUAAACGUGGGCACGUAUAUUACGAUCAGCUGAAAGAUUGGAGCACUCGUGACACACUCGUGGCAUGGAUAUCUCGCGUCUUGUCGGCACUAUUUUUGCGAUUGUUGCCGCUGGGUGGUUCAGAGUUUUGGUGA
Molecule: messenger RNA, 1488 nt
Organism: Ostreococcus lucimarinus CCE9901
Lineage: Eukaryota; Viridiplantae; Chlorophyta; Mamiellophyceae; Mamiellales; Bathycoccaceae
Exons: 2
Coding region: 1-1488 (495 amino acids)
Source: RefSeq, a predicted model, not a curated record